AUGGCUGCUAAGAAGGAAAUUUCAGCGACUCAGGUGCAUAGCAUGGACGUUGACAACCUAUCAUUAGGAACUUCAAUGCAACAAAUAACAGUUCGUAUGAUGAGAAUGUGGGAAGCUCGGAACUUCAAAAAAAAAGGGGAACUCAUGAGCCUCGAUCUACUCUUACUUGAUAGCAAGGGUACCUUCAUACAAGCAUCGAUCCACCACCGGCGUGUACCAAGCUUCAGGAAUUUCCUUCAAGAAGGAAAGGUGUAUAGCAUUGCCAACUAUGAAGUCAUCCCAGCUUACGACCGAUACAAGGUUACAAACAAUAACAACACCAUCAGAUUUACAGACAGCACAGAAAUAACAGAAGAUGAAAAGGAAGACUGCUCCAUAAGUUAUGAAAGUUUCAGAGUAUUACAGUAUUCUGAAUACCUAGCAUUGGCAAAUACCAACUUACAAUUACCAGAUGUUGUCGGACAACUACUAAGUGUCCAAGGAGCAAAUCUUCAAGACACCACCUCCACUCAGAAGAUUGUUAUGUUGCUCAUGCUGAAAGAAAAAGCCUUUACCCUUGAAGGACAUGAUGAAGUUGUGGUCGUUUGCACGUGCAUCAAUCCGAAGCUGUUCGCAGGUACCCUAUACUUGAAUUCCACAGGCGCAACCAAGUUCUUUUUCGACAAGGGACUUCAAAUUAUCAAAGAUUUCUCGAAAAGGGUCGGUAAAAAUAAGAUCAACCAGCGGCCAUCAGUCCAGAAUGAGGAAAUGACCCAGAAAACAUUUGAAAAAUCAACACUGACAUCACUGUUGGAAUACGCUAGGUCCUCUGCAAAACAGGAAAAGGAAGUCAUAUGCAGAGCAACAAUUGCUAGCAUAAACACCAGAAAUGGUUGGAAUUAUGUGGCAUGUGGAAGAUGCUCAAAAAAACUUGUCCGUGGACUAUCUUCAUUCACUUGUACAACUUGCAACGACACUAACGCCAUGGGUGUUUUAAAAUUCAGAGUGUACUUGACAGUUGUUGAUGCCGGCGAGGAAACUAACUUUGUGUUUUUCAACAGAGACACCCGUAAAUUGACUAACACAACUGCUGAAGAUAUUAACGAGGCCAGGGCGGGUGAUAACGGAUCGAACCGCAACAAUAUUCCCCUGUGCAUAACUGACUUGGUUGGAAAGACAAUGGAUUUUCAAUUAAAAAUCACAAACUUCAACUUCAAAUCAUCCUUCCAAUCCUUCACCGUGUCAAAGGUACUUCGUGAAAUAAAUAGGAGCCCCACUGAGGAAGUAAUCACGGAAGAAACACUCAAUCCUAAUCUGUCUGACCUGACAUACAACAUCAACGACAUCGAAAAGGAAUCAAUCCCGGUGGGAGAAACACUUGUUUCUGAUGAAGUACUAUCGGAAUGCACACACGCACAG
Molecule: messenger RNA, 1398 nt
Organism: Thlaspi arvense
Lineage: Eukaryota; Viridiplantae; Streptophyta; Magnoliopsida; Brassicales; Brassicaceae
Source: the annotation of a GenBank genome assembly